Molecule: messenger RNA, 2501 nt
Organism: Stylophora pistillata
Lineage: Eukaryota; Metazoa; Cnidaria; Anthozoa; Scleractinia; Pocilloporidae
Biological process (GO): spliceosomal snRNP assembly
Cellular component (GO): Cajal body
Molecular function (GO): U2 snRNA binding; U1 snRNA binding
Source: RefSeq, a predicted model, not a curated record
UGGUCAGCGGUUUCAAGCAUAAAAUUAAAGGCGGUCUUAAUUAUAAUACUAAUUAGUACGUUGCUAUAUUUCAGAUGAAGAGAUGUCUUUCGUUCGAAUCCGUCUUACUUUCCAACACUCUCUGCCCCAUACUGAGGUCAAGAACUGCUGGUUUCUUUUUGAUACUUCCUCUUGUAGCACGAUCGCUGACUUAGAGUAUUUGAUUAGGAAAAGAUUCAAGGGACCUUCGAAGAGUUGUCACGUGGUGAAUCUGUUCCUCGACGAUUUCCUUCUUCCUUCGCAAGAGAAGAUAGAGAUCAUUCAAAAUAAUGAUCACAUAAGAGUGGAGAUCCAACAAACAACAGGAAAACAGACAGAUGAAGAUGGAAGAGAUGAACAAACAGCAGAAAACAAAGUGGAAAGGAAGAGAAAAAAGAGUAGUUUACCAGAUGCAAGGGAUAAACUGAAAAAGAAGCAAGUUGAGGAGAACAAACAGGGUUUUAGUACUAAAAAGAUCAAAGGGAAUCACUUACCGAAGAAAAGAGUACGAGAUGACAGUGAGACACCAAAGGAUAGUAAAAGGGCCAAGAGAGAACAGAAACUUGUAAGAAAAGAGGCAAAAAAAGAAGCAAACAGAAGACACAAAUCAAAAUUAUCUUCAGUUGUAGAAAGUGAUGUUGGUGCUUUGCUAUUACAAGAGAGAAGUUCUACAAAAGUUUUUUCACCAUCCUUGACAAGUACCGGUACAACAAGCUCACAAAUGAAAAAAUUGAAUAAACCUUCAAAAGGAAAAUCUGCAAUUCAGCAGAAGCAAAUGAACGAAAUCAAGCUAUCUUUGCAAGGUGAUAUUCAUAAAAGAAAAGAACCUUCAGUGCCUUUGAAAACAAGUUCAAAGAAAGGCAAGACAAGUGGAAAAGUAAUACUUGGUGGUGGUAGAAAUGUCAGCGACAGCACUUCCUCUGAGAGUUCAAGCUCAAUAGAUGAAUCAGGAACCUCAAAUUCACCAUCCAAGGUGAAGAAAAAUGGAAAAGUAACACUUGUGGGUGGUAGAAAUGCCAUUAAUAGUGACAGUACUUCCUUUGAGAGCUCCAGCUCAUCAGAUGAAUCAGGACCCUCAAAUUUACCAUCUCUUACAGAUGUCGCCCAAAGAAGGGUUGAUACUGAUGAGUUGAAAAAAGACGCUCACAGCAUAAUAAUGGAAACAAGUGAAUCACAAGGAAAGAAUAAAAGUGAUACUAUUCCUCAAUCAUCUUUGACUUUAUGUGAUAUAACUGAGGGAACAAGAAAUGGCAGAUCUUUUUCAUUGUCAUCCAAAGCCUCUAGCAGUUUGGAAAAGUCUGGGGACUCUUCCAUUUUUUCUCACAAAAGUGGGAAGCUGAACUCAAGAAUUGAGAGCAACAGCAAGAAAACUUUGUCAUCCUUAGAAAACCCAGCAUCGUCAUCCAGAAUGUCAUUCCAGUCACCUAGCUCUGCAUAUAGUCAGACACAAACAGGAGGUGCAAAUAAUAGGUCUGUUGAGCAAUCUGCCAGUGGCUAUAAUGCCAAGCAAAUGAACAAAUCUGGACAAGUGUGGCCUCUCAUAAGUAUAAAUGGAAGACCUAACAACAAGCCAGAAUCCAGUCAACAAACCAGCCACAUAAGAUUUGAUUCAGAGGAGUCUGAAGAAGAAAGUAUAGACAAACAGCAGGAAGACACUGGUUUGACAAAUGGAAGCUCAGAACACCCACUAACCAAUGCAGGUUCAACUUCAUAUUUUCCACCAUGCACACAAAGUAUGCUACCAAAGACCCCCAAGACAGCUGUCAGUGAAAGUAAGCGGUCAACAACGCAAGAUUACAGUCUUUGUACACGACUUCAUGGCCCUCCCAGAAUUGGGGAUAAAAUAGCUUAUAAGGUACUUGAACUUUCCGCCUCCUAUACUCCUGAAAUUUCAGACUACAAGGAAGGAACUGUUCUUGCUUUUGAUCCAAGCAGUGGAACUGUUAAGAUAGAACUCACGAAGGAGUCGCUAAAGAAGUCUUUAGGCGACGGAAACGUGACUGGAAAAUUUGAAUUGGAUUACGAUGAAAGUGAAGAAAACGCAAACGACGAAGAGGAAGAAACUGAGACUGUUGUGCCGUGGAAUUCCAUGAUUGAUCCCGUUUUUGUCUAGUAACUGAGAUUGGUACACCAUUGGUACACCCAUUCCUUUCUCUUCGACCGAUAUCGCCGUGUAAAUGAUAGACAACUUGGCAGGACAGCAUUACACCAGGAAGGACGUGGAGCAAACGAGGAAACUGGAACGGAGUAAUCCCGAAUUUCUUUCGAUACUCAAUUUAAAACUACUCAGUGGAGCGUAUUAUGUAGAGUGAUUUUAGGCGCUCGAUGAAAAAUUUUCUGUUGGUCUCGACUGUCAAGAAAACGAAAAGGAUUCAAGCUGCGGUGUAGGGAAGUUUGUAAGAAACUAAGUUGCGUUUGAUUCUCUCGCAUUAAUGAAGCGAGCAAAUCACGAAAGAAGUCAAUAAAACUGUUGUAAUAUUAAA